AUGGCCGUCUCUCUAAACAAGAGCACUCUCUCCAUGUCAUCGGCUGGUUCCGACGAUCGAUCUUCUGCCCCGGCCCCCAUUCCUGCCAAUAUGCUUCGGAGGCACCCUGCGUCCCUGAUUCCUCGUCACAUGCACGACCCUGUUCUCCUUGGCUUGUUGAAGGCACCAGUCAAUGAUGAUCUCAUUGAAUACGUUGCCGAACGCACCUUGGCGGUAGUUGCAACCCCCACCGAUCCUGUCCAAUUACCUACGCCCCCUAGCACUCCGGUCAAAGCUUCAUUUCGCCUGCCCAUGUCACGCACCUCCCGCCAAUCUCUGUCCCCUGAUUCUCUUGGAAAGAAUUCCCUUACCGUACCAGACGCCUCAAACGGCUCAUCAGUUCCUUCUUUAACCACUUUCAUUAAGCUUACCGCUUCGCAAUCCAACGCCCAAGCCCCUACCCUGCUCGUGACGCUCGUCUACCUCGACCGACUUCGCAGAAGGUUGAAGGGUGCUAAAGCUGCUAAGGGCAUGCAGUGUACAUAUCAUCGACUUUUCCUCGCAUGCCUCAUCGCGGCCGCGAAAUACUGUAACGACUGCUGCCCCAGGAAUAUUCACUGGGUUAAAUGGAGUGGUCUCUUCACGCUCAGCGAGGUCAACUUGAUGGAACAAGAGCUUUUGAUGCUCCUCGAUUACGAACUGCGAGUGGAGGAAGAUUACCUUCUGGCCAUGUGUGCCCCGUUUCUGCCCACACCAUCAAGCCAGAAGCCCAGCUUGAUGGACCGUCAAGCGCCUUCCCUCGCCUCUUGCAAUACCACUCGCACCACAUCAGUCGACAGCGAGGAAGUCCCGUCAACCCCUCUCUGCAGCCCGAUCGUCAUCCGGCUGGACACAAGACAUGUGGUGUCGCCGGAUUCUGACAGCCCCCAGAACAAGAAGAUCAGAAUAUCCGAGGUCGCUUCGAAUUCGACCAGCACCGUUAUCAAGAGGGCGAAAUCGUGGUACGGUAACUUCCGGGCUUCAACCAAUUUUUAA
Molecule: messenger RNA, 1014 nt
Organism: Puccinia triticina
Lineage: Eukaryota; Fungi; Basidiomycota; Pucciniomycetes; Pucciniales; Pucciniaceae
Exons: 3
Coding region: 1-1014 (337 amino acids)
Biological process (GO): regulation of cyclin-dependent protein serine/threonine kinase activity
Cellular component (GO): cyclin-dependent protein kinase holoenzyme complex; nucleus
Molecular function (GO): protein kinase binding; cyclin-dependent protein serine/threonine kinase regulator activity
Source: RefSeq, a predicted model, not a curated record